Molecule: messenger RNA, 3214 nt
Organism: Harmonia axyridis
Lineage: Eukaryota; Metazoa; Arthropoda; Insecta; Coleoptera; Coccinellidae
Gene: mthl5
Product: probable G-protein coupled receptor Mth-like 5
Exons: 7
Coding region: 145-1566 (473 amino acids)
Biological process (GO): cell surface receptor signaling pathway
Cellular component (GO): membrane
Molecular function (GO): transmembrane signaling receptor activity
Source: RefSeq, a predicted model, not a curated record
CCUGAUGAGCUAGAGAUAUCUCUGGUUAUUGCAGAUCAGGUUUUUGUUAAUUAUAAUAGUAAUUUUUGAAAAUUUUAUAACUCAGAAUAAAACUGCUGUAAACAACUGCUCUUAUUUAUUUAACCGAUGAACAUAUAAACCAACAUGAAGAUACAUGUACAAUUGAUACUUCUAAUUCAAUGCAUUCAAAGUGUAUUUGGAAAUAUUAGGGAAUCAAACAGCUUUUCAAAAGAAAAUGACUUAGUGCGUGUUAAUAAAUGUUGUGAGCCAUAUGAAUUACUCCUGGGUAAAUCUUGUGUACAUUUCAAUAACACAAAUGAGAAAAUCUGGCAGCCUAUGUUUACAUCGGAAAGGGGGGAAGCAAAUAUAAAAGUAUCAUACAGGUUGGUGCCAGGAACUCCUGAUUGUGGUUCAAGACAGACUUUUCCUAUUUAUUUCAAUGCUAACUCUACCGAAAAAUUACAACUUCUUCCAAAUGGAGUUUUGCGACAUAUUUAUUCUCACCCAAUUCCAAAUGAAGAUGAAGAUAUUGGAAUAGAAAUCUUGGAUGGUAAAGAUCUGCUCUUUCACGAUUUUCCACAAGGCCAGUACUGCAUGGAUAAGAGAAUUGAUGGUAAUGUAGUAAGUGAAUUUGCAAAAGUUUGUGUUCCUGAACAUGAAAAUAGCUGGACAAGAACAGAAUUUGUUAUGCAUAAUAUUGUUAGUCCUGUAACACAUGGUAUUAAUAUUGCAUGUCUUUUGACUAUAGCUGUAAUAUACUUCGUUAUGCCAAAUUUGAGAGAUUUGGUAGGAAAUAUCAUAACAACAAUGUGCUUCUGUUUAAUUUUGAGUCAAAUUGGUGGUCUUCUCAGAAUGCUGACAGUUUUCACUAGCCAUAUUAGUCUACUAAUAACAGAAACAAUCUGUUACAUAUUUUUACUUGGAUCAUUUUUCUGGCUGAAUAGUUUGGCAUUUUAUAUUUGGAGAACCUUCAAGUCACGUAAUGUUUUUUUGAGGAUUACUGACAAAAAGAAAUAUUGUUAUUAUUCCAUGUAUUCAUGGUCAUGCACCAUCAUUCUUGGAGUAUUAGCAAUAUUUGCACAUUUUACCAUGGACUACCCUGAAUUCAAUAGAUCUAUUAAAUUUUUUGAAGAAAGGGAAGAAAUAGGAUCUUUGGGGCUAAUAAUUUUUUUUGUACCAAUAGCAUUUGUUGUGAUACUAGAUAUUUAUUUCUUUGCUUCAACUAUGAAGGUUAUAAACAGAAUGCAUACGUAUGGUAGAAUACACCAUAAAUUGAGACAUAGCUUUCGAAUGUUUUUACUUCUACUUGUGAUCAAAACUAUAACCUGGCUCUUCUUUUUGGCGUCUUUCACUAAGUAUGAAAGUUUAGUCAAUACUUACCUUAUUGUCAACGCUUUUCAAGGGCCUCUUAUUUUGUACGUUUGUAUAUUCAACCAAAAACAUGUUUUAUAUUUGGUUCAAAAAACAUGUUGUUAUAACACAAAAAUUUGCUCCUGCUGCCGUCCAAAAACUGAACUCGAAUGGGGUGAUGAAAUGACUGCUAUGAAUACUGGUUUGAACUAUUGAGUACAAUAUUUUUAUUGACAUUCACAUUCACAAUAUCAUAUAGGGAAUAUAUUCACAAUUCUUCGUCAUAAUCCGAACAUUCAUUUUUAAAGUAGUUUCAUUUAUUAAUUUUCUUGCAUCACUUUUGGCCAAUUACUUAAGAAUCCUAUGAGGGGUUGUUCAUUAAAAUUACAGAAUACAUAUUGAAAUAUAUAUUUGACAAUUGAACUUUUCUGUGAAGAGUUAGUUUAUAAUUUUUAUUCUUCAUUUUCUAUUAGUUAACUAAAAAAAAUACUAACUACUAUUGAUCAAUUGAAUCCCUCUAGCUCAGUUGUCUAGAAUUCUGCCAAAGCAGAAAAACUAUACUAAGUUUUUUCAAAGUCUCUUGACGAAUAUAUAAAAAUAUAUAUUCAAUAGAUUUAUUUUUCAUAUUAAUCAUUUAGAGAAAAAAAAUAUAACCAAAAUCUGUUUGUCAGUGACAUACAAUGUACAUACCUGUAUACUUAUUUCUAAAUAAUUUUUUUCGAACUUGACCUAUUGUCGUUAACUUCAAAAAUUCUGAAUUGCUCUCAUGAAAUAUGAAAUAUCCAUCUUCACGUUUUAUAAUAUGAGACAAAUUUUGCCAACCAUCUGUGAUAUGCACUGGAAAAUAAACAAUUUUUGAAAAUGGCCUCUAUUAUCAAAAUCGAAAAAUUAUUCAACCAACUCGAUUCAAUUAAUAGCUCUCUUGUAAUUACGCCAGUCUAUAGAUCACCUCAAUGUGCAUAACUUCAAUUAAUGACAGACACCAAAUUUGUGGAAACGCGUGAUAAUUCUAAAGAAUAAAACUGAUAAAUAUUUAUUUCUGAACUGGUGAUUUUGGAAAGACUAUACCGACCAUAGUGUGUACAUUUUGUACUUUCAAUUAUAAAGUGAUGUGAGAAAUAACAGUAUUAUCCGUCCAUGCUUGAAAAAUAAGUUACUUUUUUUUUGUUAAAUGCUAACUUACCAAAAACUCAAGAAUCUCAUAUAUGUAAUGAAUAUUUUUUAUUGCUCAUUUUUCUGAUUAUCUCAAUACUGACAAUGCAAUAUAUUCAGGACACAACCUACCCACAAUUCAAAACUCUAGUUUGCUGAAGGAUUGUUUAAAAUAUGCAAAAAAACUCUUUAUACAUUUUUUAAAUUUCUAUAUUAUGAGUACCUGAAUGAAAAUAAUUUUAUCUAAUGCAAAUCGAUUUGAUAGGUACUUAUUCAGGGAAUAUUCAAUUAUUGAUUUUUAAAGUUAAUGCUUAUUGAAAUUUUUCAUGAAACUGUUAUUUUAAUGAUAUUUAUCAAUCCAUUGCUCAUUUAUAGAGAACAUGAAUUGAUUUAAGAAACUAGUCCAUUAAAAUUAUGCCAAGUGAUGUUUAAAUAAUAUAUUGUUAUUGUUACAAGAAAAUAAAGGCAGCUUUUUGUGAUUUUUUACUAGUUGAAGUUCAAGAAAUAUAAAUGACUAGUUCCACAAUAAAUUUGUUGAAUACUUAAAGUAAAAAAGAUUGACACAUGCACACUUGUAUUUACUUAUUGAAUCUGUACUAGAUGGAAGAUUAGGGCACAAGUUAGGUACUUAAGGCAGAGAUAUAUUAAGCACUAAUUUAUAAUUUUUUGUACAUUUAUAUUUUUUAUAAUAAAAUAUAUUACAAUUUUUCUA